This is a messenger RNA of Orbilia oligospora ATCC 24927, 390 nucleotides long. RefSeq lists its product as uncharacterized. The coding region runs from base 1 to 390 and encodes 129 amino acids. The record is from RefSeq and is a predicted model, not a curated record. The transcript is spliced from 2 exons. Gene Ontology annotation, molecular function: serine-type endopeptidase inhibitor activity. Lineage: Eukaryota; Fungi; Ascomycota; Orbiliomycetes; Orbiliales; Orbiliaceae.
AUGUCUCUAGAAACGGGGCUCUAUUUUAUCCAGGCCAAAUCCACACAUUAUAAUGUGGGACGAUAUUAUGUCGAAGACCGAUCACUCCUACCGAAGAGAGUUCUAAGUCUUUCCCAAGCCGUAGGAGGCCUGCCUUCAGAAUGGCUCGUUGAGAAGACCGGCGAUAGGACAUACCGUAUGAAGGCCCAGGACACCUACACCGGAGUAAUCGAUGACAAAUUGUAUGCUUUUCUGUUGCCGGAACCUGCACCUGUUGACUGGGUGAUCAAAGCCCACCCCGAACAUGGUGAUAAUGUAUACAGUAUUGAAACUGAGAGCGGCGAAGGCUGGACUGUUGAGGGUCAAUCAGAAUCCCAGGUCAGCAUUAAUCAACUUGUACAAGGCUCCUGA